AUGGUGGACAGGCCUGCCUCCACAGUCCACAACGGGAUUGGGGCCGUCCCUACCAGCAUGAAGCAAAUAGGAAUCGCCAACAACAUGAUCAUCGAGGCCCCCGGCGUCGACUUGUCUCCGUACAACAAGAUCCUUGUUGGCGCUGUUUUAGAUCUCUUCGAAGGAAAACCUACCCUCAAGCACCUCUCCCUCUGGAACCCUGAUGCCACCUUCAUCGACCCUCUCACCACGGCACAGGGGUACAAUCGAUAUGCCGCACAGUGGUACGCUCUUGCACAAUUGUUCAGUCCUGUUGAAAUCCAGUCCCACGAGGUCGUCUCAUCCGGAAACCCGAUCGAGGUCAAACUCCACAACAAGUACACUUUGCCGUCAAUCAACAAGCAACAGGAUAUUCACAGUUUAGUCAAGAUAUGGGUUGAUAGCAAUGGCAAGAUUGACAGAGUGGAGGAUAGGUGGGAUGGGCAGUUGCCAGAGGGAGCGCUCAGCGAGGUAGUGUUUUGGUUUGCCAACACGGUGAUGCGAAUGAUGAGGAAACUUCUGGAUGCUGCAUUCCGGGUGUAUUGCAGUGCAGCUUGGUGGCUGCCUCCCAUUGUGGCUUUCCGAAAGGUACUCGCAAUGACAAUGCCCGUCAUUGUCAAGGUCCCCAAGAAUGAGGAAGAAGACGUAAAGAUGAGGGCCAUCCUGGAAGGGUUCGAAAACAAGAAGUAA
Molecule: messenger RNA, 708 nt
Organism: Sordaria macrospora k-hell
Lineage: Eukaryota; Fungi; Ascomycota; Sordariomycetes; Sordariales; Sordariaceae
Source: RefSeq, a predicted model, not a curated record